AUGGGGUUCCAGGGGUCUCAGAGUCUUGACAGUCUUGGAAGUCUUGGUAGUCUUGGUAGUCUUGGUAGUCUUGGUAGUCUUGGUAGUCUUGGUAGUCUUGGUAGUCUUGGUAGUCUUGGUAGUCUUGGUAGUCUUGGUAGUCUUGGUAGUCUUGGUAGUCUUGGUAGUCUUGGUAGUCUUGGUAGUCUUGGAAGUCUUGGAAGUCUUGGAAGUCUUGGAAGCCUUCGAAGUCUUGGAAGUCUUGGUAGUCUUGGCAGUCGUGGUAGGCUUGGGGGUUUUGACAGUCUUGGAAGUCUUGGAAGUCUUGGAAGUCUUGGAAGUCUUGGAAGUCUUGGAAGUCUUGGAAGUCUUGGAAGUCUUGGAAGUCUUGGAAGUCUUGGAAGUCUUGGAAGUCUUGGAAGUCUUGGUAGUCUUGGUAGUCUUGGUAGUCUUGGUAGUCUUGGUAGUCUUGGUAGUCUUGGUAGUCUUGGUAGUCUUGGUAGUCUUGGGGGUCUUGACAGUCUUGACAGUCUUGGAAGUCUUGGAAGUCUUAGUAGUCUUGGUAGUCUUGGUAGUCUUGAGGAUCUUGGUAGUCUUGGGGUCUUCGAGGUCUUACAGGUCUUGAAGGUCCCAGAUGUUCCAGUGGUCUCUGGGGUCUUAGAGGUAACUAGGCUUUCUUUGAUCCCAGAGGUUUCGGACAUCCCAGGGGCUCGAAGAUCCAUGGGGCCCCAUUGGUUCCAAACAUCUCGAGGGUUUCAGAUGUCUUGA
Dufourea novaeangliae is the source of this 747-nucleotide messenger RNA. RefSeq names its product collagen alpha-1(IX) chain-like. The coding region runs from base 1 to 747 and encodes 248 amino acids. The record is from RefSeq and is a predicted model, not a curated record. The transcript is spliced from 2 exons. NCBI's taxonomy places the organism in Eukaryota, Metazoa, Arthropoda, Insecta, Hymenoptera, Halictidae.